Messenger RNA from Mixia osmundae IAM 14324, 600 nucleotides. RefSeq lists its product as uncharacterized. The record is from RefSeq and is a predicted model, not a curated record. Lineage: Eukaryota; Fungi; Basidiomycota; Mixiomycetes; Mixiales; Mixiaceae. The coding region runs from base 1 to 600 and encodes 199 amino acids. The transcript has 4 exons.
AUGCGAUCUGCCGAGACAGCCCAAGCUUGCGGACAUAUGCUCGCCACGCUUUUUACUGAUCGACCUACCCGAACCGAAAGUCGCAACGCCGCCAUUCUGCUGGGCGAGCACGCGAGCUACCCUCUCAUUGACGUGUCCGACGAAGUGGGCAAGCCCGGGCGUGAAGACACCGACGAGCUUACAACAAGCGCCAUCCGUUCGGCAUCUCGCAACGUCUCGCGCUCUAUCGUUCGCGCGAGCAACGCAUCGCCCCCGUCGAGGCACUGUCUCCUCGCAGGUAACACUGCUGGCGGCGCUGCCGAGACUCGAGCGAUACACGAUUCUAGCACUUGCUACUCUGCCUGCACGCAUCACGAGCUAAUUCGGCCUUUCGCGCCCGAAGCACCGGCAACAUCUGCUUCGGCUUGCCAAGUCAGCACAUCUGCGUUGUGCUGCUUCGACUGCCAAAGCUCGACGCCUACUGUGAGCAUUCAAGCAACUGUGCAGUGGGUAUGUCGUGCUGUUCUGCUACAUCCGAUACGAACAUACUCAUGCGAGCACAGACGAGCUGAGGAUCGCACUUUUGCGAAAAGGACUCCUCUUCACUUGAUCUACUCCUGA